Molecule: messenger RNA, 505 nt
Organism: Aspergillus alliaceus
Lineage: Eukaryota; Fungi; Ascomycota; Eurotiomycetes; Eurotiales; Aspergillaceae
Exons: 1
Coding region: 162-443 (93 amino acids)
Source: RefSeq, a predicted model, not a curated record
AGAAUCUGGUUAUCAAGUAGUAUAGUAUAAUGCAUACCGCUAGCCUUCUUUACUAAGGAAAAACGAAUAGAUAUAGGGGUUUUCCAUGUUUAAGAGGCUUAUAUAUGAAGAAUAUUUAAUUUCUUUUGUUGAAUAGUUCUACAUAUUGACUGAUAUACGGAAUGAUGUCCGUUUUACGCCAGGGGCUCUCUCUAAGCACAAUGGCCAUUCCAGAGUGUCAGAGCGCGCUCACUGCCGUCAAGGAAGGGCAAUACACCCUCAACACCACCCACCGUCUACCGUCACACAACCCUCUACCUCCGUCCUAUGUUCUCAUCCGGGUAUCCUUCAUUGCUCUGAACCCAUGUAACUGGAAGGUCACAGACUUCUCUCCGGCAAUCGGCACCGUGGGCGGUAACGACUUCAGCCAGCGGCCGGGGUUGUGGCCCUCGGCUCUGCCGUGAGUAAGUGGCAGAUCGGAGACUCCGUCUGUGGCUUCCUCUACGGGCUGGAUCCGCAUGUGGGG